Arabidopsis arenosa is the source of this 2791-nucleotide messenger RNA. Lineage: Eukaryota; Viridiplantae; Streptophyta; Magnoliopsida; Brassicales; Brassicaceae. The record is from the annotation of a GenBank genome assembly.
AAUCACGCUUUACUCGUUUUCUCUGCAUCAUCAACAACUCCUCAAGUCAUUACGCACUAUUCAAAAACUAAAAGAAACAAACAAAAAAGUGAAAAGUUUUCGAUUGCGAUUUGAGUCGGAAACGAGUAAACACAACGAAAGGUUUAUAAUGGAUUCAAGAAAGUUCGAAGAAGACGAAGAUCGAAGCAUUCGUUUGCAGGUCUCUGAGCUUCAAAAAUUGGAGGAAGCUAGAGGCUCAAACGACACCGUUUUCGAUCUAAGAAGCAGCAUUGAGAAAGGCGACAGCGGCGAAACCGCAGACGCAGCUUCUGUUUCAUCCGCGACAGCGUUUCGUAGAAAAUCAACAGUCCCAGCUCCGGAGAAGAAGCUAACGCUAUUCGCUCUCCAACUCGCGAUUCUUGAGAAAACCGCCACCGGAAUCGGAACCCUAGGGUUUAUCUGGGCUACGGUGGUUCUUCUCGGCGGCUUCGCGAUCACACUCGACGGUUCCGAUUUCUGGUUCAUCACCAUCAUUCUCCUAAUCGAAGGUGCUCGAAUCUUCAGUAGAAGCCACGAGCUCGAGUGGCAACACCAAGCCACGUGGACCGUCGCCGGCGUCGGAAUCAGUAGCUUUCGCGCUCUCCGAUCAAGCUCAGCCUCGCUUCUCAAGAAUCUAAAACGAAUCAGUGCUUCAAUCUUCAAGCCACGAUCGAGGGAAGCGACGGCAAGAGACUGUGUCGUUCCGGAGACGACGUUAGAGACAUGGAAGAAUUCAGACGUACCUCUUCUUCCAUACGCGAGAUGGUUCUUUAUCUCCAGUACAGUGAGUCGUCUUCUUUACUGGCUCCAACUUCUAUCUGCAACGGCUUGUGUUGCUCUGUCUUCUUACAAGCUUGUUAGGCAUAACUAUGGAGAUGUUCAUAAAGGAGAUACGGAUAAGAGGAAUAGACAGUCUGCUCUCAAUAUAUUCUACUCGCUCGCCUUUGCGGAGGCGUUGUUGUUUCUUGUGGAGAAAGUUUAUUGGGAGUGGCAAGUCAGUGUUUGUAAUUUGCUUGAGAAUGUGACUAGAGAGUGUGAGUUUGGGGUUACUGGUUUGGUUUCGAUCAAGAGGUUUUUCUAUGAUUCGUAUUCGAAAUGUGUCAAUGGGAGUAUAUUUGAUGGUUUGAAGAUGGAUAUAGUGAGCUUUGGUAUGGAGCUCUUGGACUCGAACUCUUCUGAUGAACAGCUUAUUGGAGUGAGGAUUCUUAGGCAGUUUGCAGUGACUGAACGGUACUCGGAGGAUACACUUGAGAAGAUCGGAAUCAACUUUCCAGUUAUUGAAAGGUUGGUGGAGAUGUUGAACUGGAAAGAUCUGCAAGAGGAAGAGAUUAGGAGAUCAGCCGCUGAGAUACUAUCGAAACUAGCUGGCAAAAAGCAGAACUCUUUAAGAGUCGCUGGGAUUUCUGGUGCAAUGGAAUCGAUUUCAUCGUUAUUAGAGAACACUAGAUCAUCAGGUGAAGCUCCUGAUGAGAUUGGAGAGAAAAAAGUGUUCCAUGACCAUAAUCUACACUACGAUUUCUGGAGAUUCAACAAUUUGGGCCUUCUAAUUCUGAAGAAAUUAGCCAAAGAUCAUGACAACUGUGGAAAACUCGGCAACACGAGAGGUCUUCUCCCGAAGAUAAUUGAUUUCACACACGCGGAUGAAAAUCUGUUGAGGGAUGAGAACGCAGACAUCGCGAGGUCAUGUGUUCUGACUCUGAAACGGUCACUUCAGCUUGUGAAAAUGUUAGCCAGCACAACAGGAAACACAGGGAAGUGCCUCCGGAGAGAGAUCUCUGAGAUUGUAUUCACAGUAAGCAACGUUAGGGAUGUCCUGAGACACGGGGCGAGAUACCCAAAGCUGCAGAAGCUCGGGAUCGGGAUAUUGACCAACCUUGCGCUUGAGGCCGAAGCUCGGGAGAGAAUUGGCGGAACUGGUGGUGUUCUGAAAGAGUUGUUCAACAUUUUCUUUAAACGGGAAACACACGGGGACGAGCGGAAUGAGGGAUGUGUGAGGAUCGCUGCAGGAGAAGCGAUAGCGAUGCUUGUGUUGGAGAGCAAGAGCAACUGCCUCCAUGUUCUUAGGCUUGGGGUUAUUGGAAGACUUGUGGAAGCACUUGAAGUUCCUCCGAUCCGUGUGAACGCUGCAAGAGUGUUGAGAAACUUGUGCUUAUACUCCGGGGAUGAAUGCUUUCAUGACCUGAAGUUCGUUAAAGCAGCAGCACCAACAGUCUUGAAGUCAAUAACUUCAGAAGACAACAAAUUACAGGAAGUGAUGGUGGGAUUAGCAGCCCAAGUGUUUAGAUUCAUGAGUUCAAAAGAAUCGAGCUAUGUUUUCUUGGAUUCAGGCAUCAAGAGACAAGAACUGGCAAACUCGUUGGUCUCAAUUCUUAAAAAGAACGACAAGCCGGCGAUUAAGGUUCCAAGAAUCAGGAGGUUUGUGAUUGAGCUGGCGAUUUGGAUGAUGGAAGAUGAUUUGGAGGAUAAUGUAGCAUUGUUUAGAGAGAUGGGUCUAGAGAAAGAGCUUGAGAAGGUUCUAGAAACUACGGCUGAGCUCGAGAACUUUGAUGUUUUCUCCGGUACUGUUGGACUAAGCCGUCACAGCAGAACUGUGCAUUCGCUAGCUGAGCUAGCCUUGGAAAUUCUUAGAGGAUAAAUGAACCAUACACCUCAUCCUGCAAAAUAUCUUCAAAGCUCUGCAUUAGAGCUGCAAAUAUGACUCAAUUGUUUUGUAAGAAGAAUGAAUCAACAAUGUACAGAUGUGAUGGUUAUUGAAUAUAUUCUUUAAUUUAUU